Messenger RNA from Podarcis muralis (Common wall lizard), 529 nucleotides. The record is from RefSeq and is a predicted model, not a curated record. NCBI's taxonomy places the organism in Eukaryota, Metazoa, Chordata, Lepidosauria, Squamata, Lacertidae.
UCCGCUUUCUGCGUAGCGCGGUUUAUUUCCGCUUCGCUUAUUCCUUCGGAAAUGGCUGCCGCUGCUGCCGCCGCCGCUAAGCCUUGAGGGAUCAAGUCAGGAAGGAGGAGGAAGAGGCCGCUAUGGGUCGCGAGUCCAGAUCAACAAAGCAACAGGUGUCCAAACAAAAACAGCAUUAUCGGAAGCGCUCCGCAUCACGAGGGCGUUCUGGUAGCCGUUCUAAGAGUCGCUCUCCAUCUGACAAAAGAGCAAAACGUGGAGAUGAUAGACGUUCUAGAAGCAGGGACAGAGAACGUAGGCGUGAAAGAUCACGGAGCAGGGACAAGAGGAGAUCUCGGUCACGUGAUCGAAAGCGUGUGAGUAUUACCCAAAUCUGCUUGUGCGUAGGCGUUCACGAAGCAGAGAGCGGGAACGGAGCAGAGAAAGGAGACGAUCACGCAGUCGAGAAAGAAGAAGAUCCAGAAGCCGAAGUAGAGGGCGACGGUCCCGAUCUUCUAGCCCUGGCAAGAACAAAGAAAGUAGAAAACAG